CUUUCUGGGUGUUUCUUCUUCGGUCACAUGACCCAGAUGUUCCGUCUCUGCCUCGUCCACCGCCGCCGCGCACAAACUCCUGAAUCCCGCAGAGAUAAGUCACCUCCCGCGGCUGUAGCCUCACACCCGGAGGUUCAGACGAGUGUCCGGGGACGUUAGCGGGGGCUCCAGACACCGACAGCGGCUCUUCGUCGUCUCAACGAACCGCGGACUUUUGUUUUUCUCCCCUCCCCGCGGUUGUUGUCACGCUAACGUUAGCUUAGCCAGCUAGCAUAACACCCAGUCACCUAGCUAACCCGCAGCAGCGUCCUGCUCCGGCGACCGAGCGCCUGACCAGCCGGUGAAGAGGGCGAAGCAGCCGGAGAACCAUGACGCAGACCGGUGUCCAGUCCUGGAGCGUGGGAGUCACGUUACAGUUGAUUUUAGCUGUCGCUCUGCACCAGGGAUUUGCUACCGUUGCUCCGCCUACGGUCGCCCCGACCACCGCUGCACCGCACAAAGACCCCAGCAGCCCUGAAAGAGGAAACUACGUGGUGAACAACAAUGGCACCGCCUGUUUGCUGGCAUCCAUGGGCCUCCAGCUCAACAUCAGCUUCACCUCUUUGUCCCAGAAUAAGACCGUGCAGGAUGUUGAGAACAUUCAGCCCAACGUGACAAAGAGCUCUGGGUCAUGUGAGUCGGACAGCGCCACCCUGAGGCUCACAACAGAUGCACCGAAAACCAACCUCACCUUUUACUUCUCCCUGAACACAACAUCCAACAAGUACCACUUGAGUGAAGUGUCUCUGUCCGCAGCCUGGCCCGACAUGAACGGCACCGUCUCAGUGGGCAACAACAGUCUGGACUACCUGCGAGGAACCCGUGGCUACUCGUACAUGUGCCGAGAGAAGCAAACCCUGAACGUGGUCCAGGCUUUGUCCAUCAACAUUGUCCAGGUGCAGGUGCAGCCAUUCGGUGUGACUGGAAGUCAGUUUGGAGCCGCUGAGGAAUGUCAGUUGGAUGAAGACGACAUGUUGAUCCCCAUCAUAGUUGGAGCAGCUUUAGCGGGUCUUGUCGUCAUCGUGCUCCUGGCUUACCUCAUCGGCAGGAAGAGGAGCCACGCCGGCUACCAAACCAUCUGAGGUGGCUCGUCACUCUCACGUCCCCUCCCCCCGGGGCCCGGAGAGUGAUAAUCCCCACCCGUGAUAUUAACCACUGUUUUAUGAGACUUAACACUCCACAUUGUGCCCCUCUGUCCCUGCACCCUUCAUCUCUGUGUGUGCUGUUCUUUGCCCUUAUCAGUAACACUAGCUGUCAUCACUUUGAGAUUGAUAUGUGCUUUUUGAACUGACCCACUCUUACAUUAAAAAGGGACGUUGUUUGGAGACUGUAGUGCAGUGAGGGAGAAGCCGAGGAUGUUGAUCAGAGGGUCCACGAGAGUCCUCAACUUGUGUCGUGCUAUUUAUGAUUUCUAUGAAAGGAAACUUUGGGGGAUUUGAGGGAAUCGCUGCUGUAGCUUUUCUUAUCCAUUUCUGGGUGACCGUGUUUAAUGGUCUCACCCAAACAAGGUGUGUCAUUAUAAAGGGAAUGUUUCUGGCUUGAUCCACUUCAGACAGCAAAGAUCUGACAUUUUUUAUUGAAACUCUACAUUUAGUUUGCAGAUUUUAGGGAACACACUAAAAACAAGGAAACCUAAUGAGAAGUGUGUGUGAGGAGAUUCCUGGGUGGCUGCGUUAUAUUUAGGAAUUCAUUUUGUCCACUGGGAUUAGUGAUGAAACGCACGUCUUUCCUUCUUAUAGGUACUCAACACAUUUUGUAUGAUGAAGCAGCUGCAGGCUUUGUAGGGUUGAAGGCAUUUUAAGCUUUUUUUUUUUUCAUUUCUCAUGAAGGAGUAUUUUGGCAUUUGUGGGAAAUGGGAUCAUUUGCUUACUUGUGAGGAUUUAGAUGAAAAGACUUAUAACCCUCUUAUAUUCACUAAAUCUCAAGCUACAGCAAGGAGAAGGUUUGCUUAGUUUAGCAUUAAGACUUGAAACAGGGAAAAUCGACAAGUUGUGGUUGUCUAUUCCAGCUAAAACUAUCUCUUGGUUGGGAGCUGUGUCUUUUGACGUAGGCACUAGAAAGUGAACAUAUCGGGCUUAUAGCUUCCUGCAAAACUACCAGCUUUACACUUGUACAAAUGUAACAAGACGCAGUGGGACACUGGUGUCAAAGUUUUGGACCCCACUGUACAACAUUCAACUCAUCAGGGGCUGGUAGGACGGUAUGGUUUCUUUCUUCCUUGCUUCCAGGCUCUAAGCUAAACUGACCAUCUUCAUGCUGCAGCUUCAUAUUUAUUGCGCACACAUGAAUAUUUCGUAUUUCCCAAAGUUACGAUCGUCUAUAUUUUGGAGUCCUCAGAGACAAAAUGGACCCGCCAUGAUUUGCUGAAACAAUCUAAGAAGAACUGACGGCUUAGUGCAUGAAAAAGCUCAGGACAUAAAUGCAAGGACGUAAUAAUGUUGCUUGGUUAAAAUCCACUGGAUGGUUUUGUUUGCUUAAAUUGGAUUUGGGCCGACUUGGGACUUUGGUGGCUGAAUGGAUAGAAGUUGCACUAAAGUCCCGACACUCGGCCCCAUGUAACGGGUCAAACGGCCAAAAUGCUCUGGUCAGUGUUCAUCAGUGCCUUCCCUGCUGUAACAGGGGCGGGAUUAAUGCAAAGCCAAUAUUCACAGAGGUACUUGCUCACUCAUCGACGAUGCGCUGCCAUGUCUGGGACAUUUUCUUUGUGUCUCACAUCGCCAUGUACUGUUACUAGCAUUAAUAUGCAUUGUUUGAUGUAAAAUGAGAAAUUUCCAUUUUUUGUUCUGUUUUUUUAUGUUGUUUCUUCUCUCCCUCAUCUAAAUAUCCUUGUAGUGACUUGAUAUGGUUUUAAUGGAUUCGUUUGAGCCGUUUUCUAAAGGAAAGGUCAAUAAAAGUGAACAAACAUGACA
Messenger RNA from Paralichthys olivaceus (Japanese flounder), 2948 nucleotides. RefSeq names its product lysosomal associated membrane protein 1b (gene lamp1b). The record is from RefSeq and is a predicted model, not a curated record. Gene Ontology annotation, cellular component: late endosome membrane; lysosomal membrane; plasma membrane. Lineage: Eukaryota; Metazoa; Chordata; Actinopteri; Pleuronectiformes; Paralichthyidae. Gene Ontology annotation, biological process: establishment of protein localization to organelle.